Dermacentor silvarum is the source of this 543-nucleotide messenger RNA. RefSeq lists its product as uncharacterized. Lineage: Eukaryota; Metazoa; Arthropoda; Arachnida; Ixodida; Ixodidae. The coding region runs from base 20 to 526 and encodes 168 amino acids. The transcript has 3 exons. The record is from RefSeq and is a predicted model, not a curated record.
UUUGCUGGAAAGCCUCGGCAUGCCGCUCAAAAGGCAACGCCUAAAGCCAGACGCUGUGCCAACGGUCUUCUCACGAAAACGCAAGGCAGAAAUGAUCAGCGGCGCGUUUGAAGAAAGGAGGCGAAAAGAGAUCAUUGAUCAAAUAUUGCAAAGAUCAACCACAGGAGAAGCCUGCCACAAAGAAACUGUUCACAUCCAAGGAACGCAGUGUGAUGCUUGUGAAAUUCAUACCCCUCCAAUUGAGCAGGAUCCGUUUGAAGAAGUCACCCAAUCAGUCGCCCGUGAACGCAGCGCAGAAUCAUCUACAAAUAGCAGGCAAAAUAGUGAGCGUGAGGCACAUCAAGAGAAAUGCCCUGAAGCACUACACCUGCAAUUUGCACCAGAACCUCAUGCCGCCAAUGAAAGACAAAUUACACCAAAAGCACUUCAGGCUGAUGCAGCUGUUCAGACAGCAUUAAUCUGCAGAGACUGGGGUAGGUGUAUCAGAGAAACCAAUCUGCAUCGUUUUGUGACUGCUCUUUUGUAACUAGCAUUGCUAUGCAU